Molecule: messenger RNA, 2993 nt
Organism: Xenopus tropicalis (tropical clawed frog)
Lineage: Eukaryota; Metazoa; Chordata; Amphibia; Anura; Pipidae
Gene: arfgap1
Product: ADP ribosylation factor GTPase activating protein 1
Cellular component (GO): Golgi apparatus; cytoplasm
Molecular function (GO): GTPase activator activity
Source: RefSeq, marked provisional
ACAUGGCGAGUCCUCGAACCAGGAAGGUUCUGAAAGAAGUCCGAGUACAGGAUGAAAACAAUACCUGCUUUGAAUGUGGAGCCUUUAACCCGCAGUGGGUCAGUGUGACAUACGGGAUAUGGAUUUGUCUGGAAUGUUCUGGAAAACACCGGGGGCUUGGCGUCCAUCUCAGCUUUGUGCGCUCGGUCACCAUGGACAAGUGGAAGGACGUGGAGUUGGAGAAGAUGAAAGUUGGGGGGAAUGGAAAGUUCCGGCAGUUCCUGGAGAUGCAGGAUGACUACGACCCGUGCUGGAGCAUGCAGGAGAAAUACAACAGCAGGGCCGCUGCUCUGUACCGGGACAAGGUUGCUACUUUGGCUGAAGGACGUGAUUGGUCUGUGGAGACUUCAUCUGCACGAAACUGGACCCCCCCUCAGCCCAAGAUGAUGGGAAGUUCCUCUGUACGCCCCAGCGCUGGAUCAGCCCAGACGGGAUCCUCCUCGGGAGACAAAGCGUUUGAGGAUUGGCUGAAUGAUGAUAUGACUUCCUAUCAGAGCGGCGGGGGCGCAGGGAACCAGGAGAACAGAUACGUUGGAUUCGGCAACACGGUGAAUCCUCCGAAGAAAGAAGAUGAUUUCCUGAACAACGCAAUGACGUCACUGUACACGGGCUGGAGCAGUUUUACCGUUGGAGCCAGCAAAUUUGCCUCUGCCGCCAAGGAAAGCGCGAGCAAGCUGGGAACCCAAGCCACACAGAAGGUGAAAGAUGGAAGAAUCUUGGACGAUGUGACCAGUGGAGUGUCCCACCUAGCGUUUAAGGUGCAGGGAGCGAGCAGUAAGGGCUGGAGGGACGUCACGUCGUUCUUCUCAGGGAAAUCGGAGGACAUGGGGCAGAGCUCUGCCCCUGAGGGUGGCUACCAGCAGGGCAACGGGGACGGCUACCAAAAUGCCAGCUACGGCAAAUCCUUCUGGGAGACCUUCGGCAGCUCCGAGGAGAUCAAGAAGCCUUCGAAAUCCCCAAGCGGCGACAGCUGGACCUUUCCGGAAAACUCCACGGAGAGGAAGAGCUCGGAUAGCUGGGAGGUUUGGGGGUCCGGGACCACCUCCAACAAUAAGAACAGCAACAGUGAUAGCUGGGAGAACUGGGACAGCCACUGGGAUAAUACUGAGGGCAAGGGGGGCAAAAAAGGGGGCGAGAAGGUACCCGCCGCUGAGGAUGGGUGGGACAACAGCUGGUAGGGAGCAGCUCAUGUAGGGGGGGGUGUGUGUGUUUAGAUGAACCCCAAUAUUGCACCAAUGUCACCCCUUGGCCCUGUGUAUCUCACCUGCCUCACGUGGGGCAUUUCUAGCUGAAGGGGGGGUAAAUCUGGCGCUGGUUCCAAUAUGGGGUUCCAAACACACACACACGCAAGUCCCGCCCCGUGUGAGAUCCCGCAGUCUGCACCAUGACAGCCAUGCCAAGUACAGGACUGUCUGGGGGGGACUUGGGGGGUACGGGGAGCCCCCUAAAUAGCUGUAAUCUUGUGCAUCAUCUCACUGCCUCAUCGCCACCCUCAGUGUUUAAAGGGGAAGGAAAGUGAUUGACACACUCCUCAUCCUCACCCCCAAACCUAACGAAGCAUCUCUCUAACCUUCGGCUGGAAAUCUGCCCCCCCCCCCGUGGGUAGAUACCCCCCCCGACCCUCCGUGUGUGUUUUAUCCUUUGUUUUAUCUAUUGCUGUUGAUUUGUUCCCACGCUGCGCAGUCCUAAGGCUGAAGCCGCACAAGGGCCACUGGAGGGUUUCCAGGCCGACGGGGCCCCCCAGCACCAAUAGCUGGCAUGAACCCCUCUGCCCAAAUACCUCAGUGCAGCCUUCUGUGCUGCUGAAUCUGCCUCUCUUUACUUACUGGCUAUUACCCCUGGGGGGUUACAGAGCACUCCUGCCCCUUCUGCCCCCAGCUAUUGCACUACAGCGAUGGGUGUUGCAGUCCAACAAAACCUAUGGGGGGCAGCAUGUCCUUGGGAUAUGAAUAUCAGGUGUGGGGUAACCCAUUCAUUGCUGGACUGCAACUCCCAGCGUGCUGUUGUAGUUCAGCAACAUCAGGGGACCCUCCAGUGCACUUGAAAGCUAAGUUCCCCCACAUGCCUGGGUGGGGGGCCGCACCCUUAGCUUUGGCCAGUUGGGGGGGGGAGGCCAGAUUCCUAUGAAUGCUGUCUUACGGCGGGUGUCAAGGUGAGCCAAUCCCUUGCCCCGUCACAUUUACUAUGAAGAGAGUUUUAAACCCCCCCGGGAAUGUCAUUGGCAGACCCCUGGGACUCCCCCCGGGGGGGUUACAUAGGGUAUAUAUUAUAUAGACACUAUAGUGAUGGGCAGUCAUUGUGACCCUGUAUUAUAGAGACUUGCCUGUAGAACAUUCCCGGCCCAUAUUUAUGGCGCUGAUCUGCUUUCUGGGCUUCUCGGCACCGAUGGGAAGGGGCCACUUGGGGGGGGGGAAUAGAAAUUUGUGUUUUUAAUGGGUUUUAGAGCAUUGGGACCUGCUUCCUGUGGGGCCUGAAUUUUAAUAUUUUAUCUGAAUGGGGGGGUCCCUGUGUUUAGGGGGUCACAUCAGGUUUCUUGCUGAAAUAGGGGGGCAACUCCCUGAGUAUUUAUGGGUGGGAGGGGCAUUUUAUUUAUUUUAAGUGCCUUUUAAAGAAAAUGUGUUUAUAGUAGGGGGGCACAUUCACAAAGACCCCACACUGGCACCUACCCUUGCUAUUGCCCUACCCAGGGCCUUCCCCAUCGGUGCCACCGCCGCUCGGAAUCACAGGCUUUUAACGAUUGCCCCCCCCCCCCCCCCCCCUUUUAUUAUUUAUUGAUCAGACAUUGUGCCUCCGGAGAGCUAGGUGCCCUGACUGGGGUAGCCCUUAUGCCGGAGUCGUGUACCCCGAUAUUCUCAUAGCCGCGCUCCUUGUGAUGUCUGUGCCGCCGCCGUGUUUCAUGACGAGUAGCGACUCCCAGAAAAUAUAUUGUGCAAAAUAAAAUUCAAUGGAACUGA